Molecule: messenger RNA, 7080 nt
Organism: Plasmodium berghei ANKA
Lineage: Eukaryota; Apicomplexa; Aconoidasida; Haemosporida; Plasmodiidae
Product: 6-cysteine protein
Exons: 1
Coding region: 1-7080 (2359 amino acids)
Cellular component (GO): nucleus
Molecular function (GO): ATP hydrolysis activity
Source: RefSeq, a predicted model, not a curated record
AUGAAAGAUCAUAUAAAAAAUGUAUGCUUUCGGAAAACUCUACUAAUUUCACUACUGCUUAUUAUAUUAAAAUACACAAAAUAUGAUUAUUUAGAAAAAGAAAAUGAUGAAAAACAAAAAUACAACAGCAAUAUAUCGUCACCAAGUUUACUAAGAACAUAUUUUGAUGUAUAUGUCAAUAGGAAAAAUACGGAUGUAAAGACAUUGAAGAAAUUGUUAAAAAAUGUUACGAUUUCUAAUAAUUACCUUUGCAUGGUGAAAAAGGUAAACAUAAAUGUUUACAAUAAAAUAUUUGGUAAUAAGAUGAGUAAAAUUAUAUUGAGCAACGAAAGAAAAUAUGGUAAAAAUGAUUUAAAAAAAAAGUGCAUUACUACUGAAUCUUCAUCGUGCACAUUUGGUGAAGAAAAAAAAAGGAAAAAAUUAUUCACAGAUUAUGAAAAAAUAAAUUUGUAUAAAAAUAGUAACCCCCUUGAGGAUAUUGACGCAAAUGGAAAUACAAUUAAAGGUUUUCUUUUUGAACUAUUUGAUAUAAUUGUAAAAAUUAAGAAAAUUGUAAUAGAUGCAUCUAACAAAAUGAUUUCCGUGUGCCUAUUUAAUAAUGAUAAUUACGAAGAAAACUUAUUCUACAUAAAAAAUAAUAAGGAUUAUGAUGAAUUUCAUAAUUAUAAUUCUUAUAAAUAUUAUGAAAAUCCAAAUAUAAAUACAUACAACAUGAAUAAAGAAUUGUAUGUAUAUAAUGAGGAAUAUGCUAAUAAAUAUUUAUAUUCUUUUAUAGACAUUUCAUCUGAUAAUUUAAAUGUCGAUUUUUAUCAAAAAUCUGUUCAAGGAGAAGAUAGAAAUAUAGUUCCUGAUAUUUUUAAGAAUAAAAAUGCGUAUAAUUUAUCUAAGGAUAAAAAGUAUGAUAACCAUAGUAAGAUGAAUGAUGGAAAUAAAUCGAAUUGUGGGGUUUCAAGUGACAAAACCGAAAAAUAUAUAUUCGACACUGAAACAAAUAGAAACAUAAAACUUAAAAAGGAACAAUUUUUGGAAACAAAUGCAAAAUGGAAUGAAAGCAAAAUAAACCAAUCAAACAAACUGCACAAAAAAAAUGACGAAGCAAAAUAUAGGUCGAUAGGAAGAAUUUUAGCAGAAACUCAACAUGAAAAUUUAGUUUUAAGUACAGAUAAAGAUAAAGAAAGAGAAAUAGAACGAGAAAAAGAAAGGAAACACGAAAUGGAAUGGGAAAGAGAAAGAGAUAGAGAUAGAGAAAGAGAAAGAGAAAGAGAAAGAGAUAGAGAUAGAGAUAGAGAAAGAGAAAGAGAAAGAGAAAGAGAUAGAAGUAGAAAUGAAAAUAAACCUAAUGAUUCGGAAGAAAAACUUUUGCUGAUUAUUAAAGAACAUAAUGGAGAUUCUAAAAGUGAAAAUCCCGAAAGGGGUAGUGGAAUUACUGUAAUAGAGUUUAGUCGUACACCACAAAAAAAAAAAAAAAGAUCAUGCACAAUUUUAGCAGAAAAGGAAUCUGAAAAUAAUAGCGAAAAUAAUAGUCAAGAUGUAAAACAAGAUAAAGAAUCUAAUACUUCUGAUAAGAACAGUGAUGAUUCAAAUCAUGAUAAUCCCGAUUCACCAGUUCAAAAUGAUAUACCAGAGGGCAACAUUAAAAGACCUUCUAGAUUAAUUGCAGAAAAGGAAUCUGAAAAUAAUAGCGAAAAUAAUAGUCAAGAUGUAAAACAAGAUAAAGAAUCUAAUACUUCUGAUAAGAACAGUGAUGAUUCAAAUCAUGAUAAUCCCGAUUCACCAGUUCAAAAUGAUAUACCAGAGGGCAACAUUAAAAGACCUUCUAGAUUAAUUGCAGAAAAGGAAUCUGAAAAUAAUAGCGAAAAUAAUAGUCAAGAUGUAAAACAAGAUAAAGAAUCUAAUACUUCUGAUAAGAACAGUGAUGAUUCAAAUCAUGAUAAUCCCGAUUCACCAGUUCAAAAUGAUAUACCAGAGGGCAACAUUAAAAGACCUUCUAGAUUAAUUGCAGAAAAGGAAUCUGAAAAUAAUAGCGAAAAUAAUAGUCAAGAUGUAAAACAAGAUAAAGAAUCUAAUACUUCUGAUAAGAACAGUGAUGAUUCAAAUCAUGAUAAUCCCGAUUCACCAGUUCAAAAUGAUAUACCAGAGGGCAACAUUAAAAGACCUUCUAGAUUAAUUGCAGAAAAGGAAUCUGAAAAUAAUAGCGAAAAUAAUAGCGAAAAUAAUAGCGAAAAUAAUAGCGAAAAUAAUAGCGAAAAUAAUAGUCAAGAUGUAAAACAAGAUAAAGAAUCUAAUACUUCUGAUAAGAACAGUGAUGAUUCAAAUCAUGAUAAUCCCGAUUCACCAGUUCAAAAUGAUAUACCAGAGGGCAACAUUAAAAGACCUUCUAGAUUAAUUGCAGAAAAGGAAUCUGAAAAUAAUAGCGAAAAUAAUAGUCAAGAUGUAAAACAAGAUAAAGAAUCUAAUACUUCUGAUAAGAACAGUGAUGAUUCAAAUCAUGAUAAUCCCGAUUCACCAGUUCAAAAUGAUAUACCAGAGGGCAACAUUAAAAGACCUUCUAGAUUAAUUGCAGAAAAGGAAUCUGAAAAUAAUAGCGAAAAUAAUAGUCAAGAUGUAAAACAAGAUAAAGAAUCUAAUACUUCUGAUAAGAACAGUGAUGAUUCAAAUCAUGAUAAUCCCGAUUCACCAGUUCAAAAUGAUAUACCAGAGGGCAACAUUAAAAGACCUUCUAGAUUAAUUGCAGAAAAGGAAUCUGAAAAUAAUAGCGAAAAUAAUAGCGAAAAUAAUAGCGAAAAUAAUAGCGAAAAUAAUAGCGAAAAUAAUAGUCAAGAUGUAAAACAAGAUAAAGAAUCUAAUACUUCUGAUAAGAACAGUGAUGAUUCAAAUCAUGAUAAUCCCGAUUCACCAGUUCAAAAUGAUAUACCAGAGGGCAACAUUAAAAGACCUUCUAGAUUAAUUGCAGAAAAGGAAUCUGAAAAUAAUAGCGAAAAUAAUAGUCAAGAUGUAAAACAAGAUAAAGAAUCUAAUACUUCUGAUAAGAACAGUGAUGAUUCAAAUCAUGAUAAUCCCGAUUCACCAGUUCAAAAUGAUAUACCAGAGGGCAACAUUAAAAGACCUUCUAGAUUAAUUGCAGAAAAGGAAUCUGAAAAUAAUAGCGAAAAUAAUAGUCAAGAUGUAAAACAAGAUAAAGAAUCUAAUACUUCUGAUAAGAACAGUGAUGAUUCAAAUCAUGAUAAUCCCGAUUCACCAGUUCAAAAUGAUAUACCAGAGGGCAACAUUAAAAGACCUUCUAGAUUAAUUGCAGAAAAGGAAUCUGAAAAUAAUAGCGAAAAUAAUAGCGAAAAUAAUAGCGAAAAUAAUAGUCAAGAUGUAAAACAAGAUAAAGAAUCUAAUACUUCUGAUAAGAACAGUGAUGAUUCAAAUCAUGAUAAUCCCGAUUCACCAGUUCAAAAUGAUAUACCAGAGGGCAACAUUAAAAGACCUUCUAGAUUAAUUGCAGAAAAGGAAUCUGAAAAUAAUAGCGAAAAUAAUAGUCAAGAUGUAAAACAAGAUAAAGAAUCUAAUACUUCUGAUAAGAACAGUGAUGAUUCAAAUCAUGAUAAUCCCGAUUCACCAGUUCAAAAUGAUAUACCAGAGGGCAACAUUAAAAGACCUUCUAGAUUAAUUGCAGAAAAGGAAUCUGAAAAUAAUAGCGAAAAUAAUAGCGAAAAUAAUAGCGAAAAUAAUAGCGAAAAUAAUAGCGAAAAUAAUAGCGAAAAUAAUAGUCAAGAUGUAAAACAAGAUAAAGAAUCUAAUACUUCUGAUAAGAACAGUGAUGAUUCAAAUCAUGAUAAUCCCGAUUCACCAGUUCAAAAUGAUAUACCAGAGGGCAACAUUAAAAGACCUUCUAGAUUAAUUGCAGAAAAGGAAUCUGAAAAUAAUAGCGAAAAUAAUAGCGAAAAUAAUAGUCAAGAUGUAAAACAAGAUAAAGAAUCUAAUACUUCUGAUAAGAACAGUGAUGAUUCAAAUCAUGAUAAUCCCGAUUCACCAGUUCAAAAUGAUAUACCAGAGGGCAACAUUAAAAGACCUUCUAGAUUAAUUGCAGAAAAGGAAUCUGAAAAUAAUAGCGAAAAUAAUAGUCAAGAUGUAAAACAAGAUAAAGAAUCUAAUACUUCUGAUAAGAACAGUGAUGAUUCAAAUCAUGAUAAUCCCGAUUCACCAGUUCAAAAUGAUAUACCAGAGGGCAACAUUAAAAGACCUUCUAGAUUAAUUGCAGAAAAGGAAUCUGAAAAUAAUAGCGAAAAUAAUAGCGAAAAUAAUAGCGAAAAUAAUAGCGAAAAUAAUAGCGAAAAUAAUAGCGAAAAUAAUAGCGAAAAUAAUAGCGAAAAUAAUAGUCAAGAUGUAAAACAAGAUAAAGAAUCUAAUACUUCUGAUAAGAACAGUGAUGAUUCAAAUCAUGAUAAUCCCGAUUCACCAGUUCAAAAUGAUAUACCAGAGGGCAACAUUAAAAGACCUUCUAGAUUAAUUGCAGAAAAGGAAUCUGAAAAUAAUAGCGAAAAUAAUAGCGAAAAUAAUAGUCAAGAUAUGAAUAAAGAAUUUAUUUCCGGAAAUAAUGAAGCAAAUAAAAGAAAUUUUGUAGAAAAUGGGCAAAAGGGGAACGUGGAUGAAGAAAGGAAAAGCAUGUUCGAAAAGAUAAAAAAGAGAAAAGAAAAAUCCAGAAAAAAUUAUUAUGCUUAUGAUAUAAUUGAAAAAAUGGAAUAUUUGAAUUCGUUAUCAGAUGAUGAAUAUUGUACGAAUGGUAGUACCCAUUAUCGUGCACAAACUGGUAAUGUUCUAGGAAAGCAUUUGAGGCAUCCUAAUACUUAUAAUAAAUAUUUAGAUAUUAAUUUAUUUUUCAAUGAAAAGCCAUAUCAAUAUAGAAAAGGCAAUUAUUAUUUUAUAAAUCCAUUUCCAUAUAGUAUUAUAAAGAUGAAAAAAAAUGAAGGAUUAUCUAAUUCAGAAAAAAUAAAAUAUGAUGGUGUCUAUUGUUAUUCUCUCUCUUUUAAUAAUAAUUCUUCAUUAACAUAUACAAUUGAAAACUUAUUCAGAAAUGUAAAACCAAUAGAAGAAAUAAUACCAGGCACAUUAACAGGUUUUAAAAGUGAUGACGGAUAUCAAAAAAUGCUUACUCCGAUGUUUGUUGAACAGGAUAUGUUCUUACAUUGUGCAUUUAAGAAUGAAUAUGAUAAAAUGGAAAAUAAAAUAGCAUCAUUUCCUGUUAAAAUAUUUUUUAAAAAAAAUUUGAACAAAACAAAAGGGUGUUCUUUUCAAAUAAAUAAAAAUGGUUCGAUAUAUAAAGAAUAUGCAGAAAGGGAACCAUUUUUGAGUAAAAAAGUUAUAUUGAAUGAUGAAAAUACCAGUAACGAAUGCGCUAUCACAGCUACAAAUGAAAUUAUUGGAUUUCAAUGCGGACCCCCAUACAAAUAUUAUGCCAACGACAGAAAUACGAGUUAUAUGGAUAACUUUUUUUUUAAUACUGUGAAUAAUGAAGAUAUAAAAGCUGUUGAAUAUUUUAAAGUUGAACCUGCACAUUGUUUUGAAGAAGUUAAUGCAAAUGAGCAUAUUGAAAAUAUUACCCCAGGUAGUUUCCCUUUCCCGAACUUUGAAAUGAUAAAUGGAGGUUUAAAAUCACAUCAUACAAGGUAUAUAAAGUUAAACAUAAGAAAUCCAAAUGCAGUUAUAUCAUGUUAUUGCAACUAUUAUAAUAAUGGGGAAAUAAUUUAUUCAGGUAUAAUGACUAUAAAUGGUAAAAAAAAUUAUAAUGAUCAAUCAGAUUCGGCUUAUCCAUCUCAAGGCAUUAAUAAAACAAGCGAUAAUGCAAAAGGAACUGGUCACAAAACAACUAAUUUAAAUAAAAAAAGUAAAAUUGAUAAUAUGGAAAAUUAUGAUAAUGACUAUAAAUAUUUUUUUAAUUUCUUGCCAUAUUCUAAUCCAUAUCUCAUGCAAUAUAAAAAGCAGCCUGAAUACGUUGUGAAAAAUGAUUUCAUAUAUGAUAAUAAGCAUAGCAACAAAAAUAAUGAUGAAUUUUUAAAAAAAAAUAAAAAUAAUUUGUCCGACUUAAAAUUCCCUGAUAAUAAUAAGUAUAUUCAUGAUAUGGAUGAUAAUUUAAGAUAUAAAUACGAUAGUAGAGAUUCUAGCGUGUAUCCAAUCCGUGAAUAUGAUCCAGAAAAUAAUUUUGAUAGCGAAAGGUUGUCCGAUUCUUAUGGACAUACUUUUAAUGAUGAUUAUAUAAGUCCACAUAGUAACUCACAAUAUGAGGAAAAUACAUAUAACUCAGAUGACUUUUUCUCUAAUUAUGAUGACGUUAAUAUUGAAACUGAAUAUGAAGAAUUUGAACCAUUGAAAAAUAAUGUAACUUUUCAAGAUAAUAAAUCCUACGAAGAUAAAGCUCAAUCUAUUGUAGUAAUCAAUAAAUCAAAAAAUGUUAAUGUUUAUAUUCCCAAAAAUAAAAUAAAAAGUAAAUCGAAAUAUACAAAAGAUAAUGAAGAUAUAGAAGAUAAUAAAAAUAAAGAUUCGCUCCUUAAAUAUGUAUUAUUAACAUACGAAGCAACACCAGAUGAAAAUGAAAAAAUGAAUAAAAAAUUAAAAUUAUUUAAAGAAUAUUUCCCGUCUCCACCAAUGCAUAAUAUAUUUAUAGAAGAAAAAGAAAAUUAUAAUGCAUCAAAUAAAAUAAAAAGUAUAUUUGAUAUUCAAGAAAAAUCAAUAGAAUCAUUAAGUGAGGAACAAAUCAAUGGUGAAAUAGAAGUAUCUGAAAAUGAUUCUACUAUAGAUCAUAAUAAAUCUUAUAAUUAUAAUACAAAUAGCAACAAUCACGAAGAUAGUAAUGUUGAUGAUAAUAUUAAUGACAAUACAAAAACUCUUAUUAUGAAUAAAAUUUUACAUGAUUUGUUUGGACAUAAUGAAUACGAUGGCAAUAAAGAAGAAAAUACAAAAAACGACAAGAAAAUAUAUCAACCUAAAAUUAAUACAAUAGAAAAUGAAGAAGGCGAUGAAGAGGAAGAAGAAGAAGACUUAAUUGAAAAAAAUGAAGAAUUAGAGAAAGAAGGUAUUAUUCCAAGAAGAAAACAAUAA